UAUGGGAUGUCGUAUGCCUAUUGUGGACAUACCACAUAAAUCGACCUCCAAGGACCAAAUUCCAGGACCAGACUGUAUAUAUGGAGAGAAUGUUGAAACUUCUUGUCAGCAAGAUCAUAGAAAUGGAGGAGAACUUGCUUGCUCGCCCAACCACAGUAAACCUCACAUUUUCAGUUCGGAAAGGGAGGAUUCUGAGAUAUUUCUUCGGGGCAACAAUUCGUUGCGGGACAGCAAAAUGUCCCAACCAACAAAGAAUUCGAGAACUGCAGUCAACCUUGGGGCAACUGCUCCGAAUCGGUACCCUGGAGGGCUCUGCAUGGACAGAGAAGACCCCGAAGACGCCGUGUUGUCUUGUAUUCCCAGACGAUCAAUCUGA
Molecule: messenger RNA, 376 nt
Organism: Paraglomus occultum
Lineage: Eukaryota; Fungi; Glomeromycota; Glomeromycetes; Paraglomerales; Paraglomeraceae
Source: the annotation of a GenBank genome assembly